AACCCAAAUUUACCAGAUCCGCUUCGAAUCGAUUGAACUUUUUGUUAAUGAAGGAUUUAAAUUGUCCAAAUAUAAAUAUAGAAAUCGCAGCACAGCAACGGCAGCAGAAAUCCGAAUCGGGAUCCUGGCUUCGGUGCUUUCGGAGAAUUCAGAUUUUCGUUUGGACUUUUUCUUUCAGCUAUUAUCAAGGAUGAUUCACUUUGUACUUUUAAUUAGUCGACAAGGGAAAGUUAGGUUGACAAAAUGGUAUUCUCCUUAUUCUCAGAAGGAAAGAACAAAGGUUAUCCGUGAGCUCGGUGGGGUGAUUCUCAAUAGAGGGCCAAAACUUUGUAAUUUUGUGGAUUGGAGAGGAUUUAAAGUUGUUUAUAAAAGAUAUGCUAGUCUUUACUUCUGCAUGUGCAUUGAUCAGGAUGACAACGAAUUAGAGGUUCUAGAAAUCAUUCAUCACUAUGUUGAGAUACUUGAUCGAUACUUUGGCAGUGUCUGUGAAUUGGAUUUAAUCUUCAACUUCCAUAAGGCCUAUUAUAUAUUGGAUGAACUCUUACUUGCUGGUGAACUUCAAGAGUCGAGCAAGAAAACUGUUGCACGUUUAAUAGCUGCACAGGAUUCACUGGUGGAGACCGCGAAAGAGCAGGCCAGUUCCAUUAGCAAUAUAAUUGCACAGGCCACAAAGUAGGUUAUGACCAAGAGUGGUUGCGGAUUGCCAUUUGUAUUGGGGUUGGUUUUGGUAUCUCAUCUGUUGUGAAAACUCUUUCUGGAUUUUAGUUUGAGAACUUAAUUGUAUGUUUAUGAAUGUAGAUUCGGGAGCCUUUUGUAGAAAUGAUCACAUAUAAUCAUCAUAUUAAUUAUGUAUACAGUCAUGCAUUUUGGUUUCAGCAGUUCAUUUGUUGGCUGUAACAUGCAACAGGCAUUGUUAAUUUUCUUCAUUUUGAAGUUAA
Messenger RNA from Gossypium arboreum, 938 nucleotides. RefSeq names its product AP-1 complex subunit sigma-1. Gene Ontology annotation, cellular component: intracellular membrane-bounded organelle; membrane coat; AP-1 adaptor complex. Gene Ontology annotation, biological process: vesicle-mediated transport; intracellular protein transport. NCBI's taxonomy places the organism in Eukaryota, Viridiplantae, Streptophyta, Magnoliopsida, Malvales, Malvaceae. The transcript has 7 exons. Bases 191 to 676 code for a protein of 161 amino acids. Gene Ontology annotation, molecular function: clathrin-cargo adaptor activity. The record is from RefSeq and is a predicted model, not a curated record.